GCCCUUCCCCGCCCGUUGGGCUCCUGGGUUCCCGUCAGCCGAUUUCCAGCCGUCAGGGUCACUCCACUCGCUGGAAACCCUGAACUCUGUGCCCCACAAGCCCUGGGACCCCUGCGGGAAUGUUCAAAAAUGAGUACCAGGGAGGUGCAUUUGUUGAAAUUUUCAGUGCUCAAGGAAAAAAUCCUGGAGCAAAAUGGAAGAUCCUUGGCAGUCCAUCUGUGAUUUGGAAAGAGUUUGAUAAAGAAGUUAAAAGUUUUGUGUUUGUCCUGGAAGGCAGCAGCCAAACAAAUAAAAUUCAAUUACCAAAGGAAAAUAAGCAAAUCCUUGGAUUGAUCCAGAGGUUUCUUGUACUCCAGAUUUACAUACCCCUGGGACAAGACUUCUCCACUGAAUUGCUAAUUACUGAUUUAGGGAACAUCAAACGAAGAUUAUAUUUAUCAACGGUCCAUAAGGAACUAUCCUCAACUCCUCUUCAUGCAAAAAUUCCACUCUUCAUGAUCAAACGUAAGAUUUGGUGCAAUUUAUGCAUUGAUUUGGUGGCAUUCACCAGUGAAAUAUUCAAGGGGGCAGUUUUCCAGUCAUUGGAUGGAAUUGUUGUCUCAGCUAACUGCAAGCUACGGAAGAUCUUCACCUUAAAAUCAAAGCCUCAAGACACUGCUGAUAAAGAUGCCAUCUAUGGUGUUCCCUUUUCAACAGAUGAGCCUACAGACAUUAUACCACGAAGCUGUCAACUAACGACAGAUGUUCCGCACGUCACACAGUUGCUAAACAUGACUAAACUUCGCCAGACUGAAAUAAAAUUUGGAGGCCAUCCUCUAAGAACAGCAGAAUCAGAUCAGUUUGUUUACAAAGGAACAGGUAGUGCACGGAACAGUAAAAAUCAAGAUGUUUGUCAUAUCGCCUUUGGAUCCAAAGUUCUUGGGCCACCUCCACUCUCUGGCAGAAGGAAUAACAUGAGGAUAUCCAGCGAGACAGUGAGAUCCGUUGGGUCCAGAAAUAACCGAUCAUGCCAGCCGUCCACUGUAGAGAAAUGUGUUAAUGGUACAGAAGUGUCAGCCUUACUGAUAUCUGAGUCUGAGGAGCAAGGAAAUAAAGAAAACAUUCGCCAGAUAAAGCAGACUAAACCUAUUCAUGCAGCCAAUCUACAUAAUAUGCAUCCGCAUCCCCCUCAAGGACCAUCAGCAGAUAAGAAUAAUAACAGAAGAAGAUUAUGGUUAAAAAGCACCAGCAGAGAAAGGACAGAAACACCCAGCGGCAGCUCUUCAGGAAAUAAUAGGAAUGAAGAUAAAGCAUCAACUGGCCUCACUACUGUGUCCCAACAAGGAGCAGAGCUGUUGAACUCCAUCACUCUAGGACCCCAGUCUCCUGAUCAAUCAGAUGAGUGGAUCUUUCCUGAAAAUGCUGAUCACAUUUCACAUCUGGCAUCUAGCAGACAGUCUUUACUUCUGGAUGAUGACUCCUGCAAUCCAUCACACCUGUGUCUGGAAGCCAGCAAGGACAGUGAACAUGACCAGCAGGCAGAGGAAUCUCAGAGUGUUCCAAAGGACAUUUUCACUUUUUCAUCAAGACCACGAUCAGCACCUCAUGGAAAGACUCAGACUAUGUCCCCAGAGGAGCUCUCAUUUAUUUUGGAUCUAAAAGAGGAUAACAGUGUGACAAGCAGAGACACCCAAUCAGAGGAUGAUUUUUACGGUGGUGACAGCAGUGAAAAGGGUAACCACAGUAUCCAGGGUUCUCCAGGCCCAACAACUGGUCCUUCAGGGUUAACUCAGUUAACUUCAGAGAGCCUGACGGGGAAAGCUGCAAGGUGGACAAGUAAGGAAUAUAUAAAGAGCGCCUACACAGAAGCAGGAGCCACAGAAAGCCAGGAUUCCUCGGCAAAGCUAAUAGAUAGAAAUGACUUUCAAAUGAGUUUGUUGCCUACACCAUGCCUUUCUCCAACUGGAAGAAGUUGUGGAUCCUCUCAGAAAUCUCCAGACCCCCUAAUCAAAGCGAAGGACCUACCAGCCCAGCAAGUGCCAGCUUCGCUAAAUAAAAUCUCCCUGAAAGAAAUCUCAGGGGAAAGGCUGAGCUCGAUUCCCGAAGCAUCCGAAUAUGACUGGCGAAACUAUCAGCCCAGCCAGAUGAGUGAAUCCGAGUUACAGAUGCUGGCGAGCCUACGGCGGCAACAAAAUGAAGAACUGGAGGAUUCUGGGACCUCCCAUGGCCUGAGUGCAUCCCAGGUGGACAACUGUAAUGUCAGCAUAAGUACCAGCAGUGACGACACAACCACCUGUAACUCCUGCCUGCCACCUCCUGUCAACCAGGGUCGCCACUAUCAGAAAGAAAUGAACCCACCUUCUCCUUCUAACCCUCGGAUAUCGAUAAUUAAUAUGAAAAAAUAUAAGAAAUUAGAAGAUAAUUCUCUGAAGUCUACCCUCUUGGAUAAACGAGCAUCUAACUUGAAUCCUUGAUUGAAAGUUCUGGUAUGGAGGCUGUGAACAAUACAUGAAAAGCAGGUAGGCCCUUUGUUUCCUGAAUCAAGUGUGGCUGUGAUUAAAGUAAUGCUAACAUGGCAGAGACAGGGUGGUGUGAACAAGCAAUUCUACAAGAGGAAAGCGUGAUGGUGACCUCUGGGAAGUGAGAUGCCCAAUGAGAUAUCUACAACUACUCCAGAGACCAAAGAUCCUAAGGUUUUUAAAUUACAUAGACUGGUUCCCACAUAUGUACAUGUUUAGAGAAUCACCUUUCUAUUAGCUUUAUUAAUAUAACAGGACAAUCAAUAUCCCCAGUCUUUCAUGCAUAUAUUUUUCUAUUUCUUUCUUUUUUUUUUUUGGAGACAGUCUCACUCUUGUCACCUAGACCACAGUACAGUGGAGUGAUCACUCAUGCACAUUUUAAUCUGGAAAGACUUUUAUUUCUGCAACAUAAUCACCUUCUUAGUUUUUUGUGUGUAAGAUUAACAUUAAAGACAAAAUGCAAUCCACAAAAGCAGGUAAAUUUGGGUUUUAAAGGGUUAGCUCUAGGAUGAAAAUAGCUAAAAUGCUGCAUAUAUUCAUAUAUUGUUUUCUCACAGUAAAGUCAUUCACUUUUACUCACAGAGCAGUGCUUGACAUUGGAUCAAGGUGGGAUGCAAUGGUAAUCAUUUUCCUGAGAAGUUUACAAUCUAAGAAUUGAAAUAUAUAUGGUUCACCUCAUCAUCUUCCCUUGCAUGUCUAGAUUUGCAACAAAGCCAUUCCCCUUAUGCUGUUAGGCAUGGGAUGAUAUUUUCCAUUAUUUUUUCCUAACACUCUAACUGAUAUUUAAGCAGCAUCUCAGAUGCUGGGGCCCUUGCCUCCAGCAUCCACCAAACAUUGCCUCUUAGGGCACUGACAGCUUCUACAACAAGGUGCAGAAAUGGCUAACAUAAUCUCAUAUAAUUUAGAGAAGUGUGGGGUAGGAGGAAACAAUUUCACAGUUCAUUCAUGUUGAGAGACGUUUCCUAGCAUGUAAACUUGCAUGCUGCCAGACAGAGCAAAAUGGAUGCCAUUUGCAGCCUCAAGUCAUUUAUUUAAAAUGUCAUCUAUUGGUUUGUGGAGUUUAGAACUGUCCCUUAGGCACAUUUCUUUCAAUGCUUAUAUAGAUUCUUCAGAAUAACCUAAGAUAUUCCUGCUCAGGAAUGAAUUUUAUGAAAUAAGCUGUGAUUACCGUCUGAUUGUCUGUUCAUAGGAUGGAAUCAAUAACCAGUCUUUUGUUUCAAAUGAUGAUUAUACUUGCUAUUUUUACAACUCAUUGGAAAAUUAGCAGGAGGAAGGAAUGUAGUCAAAGACUUUGCAAGAUUCUAAAUGUUCUUGGAAAUAUAUAAUAAACAAAAUUCAGAAUACCAAAACAAUAAAGAACAGCAUAAUCUUCUAAAGUGUUUGCUCAAUGAUUUAUCACUUAUCUGUAGUUUUUUAAAAUGUCAUUGCAGAUUGUUAGGGCCUCAAUCCUUUGCAGCUUUGCCACAUGUUUAUGUGAUAUAAACAUGCUUAUAAACAUAAUUAUCUGAUAAAUCCUUGCAGUCUUUGACAAAUGAUUAAUAACCACUGACAUCAGUUCCCGCUGGCUUAGCCAACCUGACCAAGGCAAUGUGGCCUGUCAGUGUAACCCGCGUGGCUCCUCUAUACUGACCACAGCAGCAUUGUUUUUGUUUUAGCUCUCUGGUUGUCACGAUGCAACCUGAUGAGUGUCUCUUCUAUUGAUUAAGCUUUUUAUUUUCCCAUCACAAAAGAGAGAAGGGUAUAAAUGAAUAAAAUUAAGUACAGAACUUUAAUGUUCCUCUUCAAAUCAUUCCAUUUGGAUCAUUUUAAAACAAGUAAGUUGAAUUUUUAACCAAUAGUCCUCCUUCAAACCAAGACACCACGGAGGAUUUCCUUAUUAACUAAGCAAACAUUUCGUUUCUCAAAACAUAAUGUUAUUGCUGUUUCCUAUUACCCAGAUUUUUGCAUUAAAUCAUAAUGAUUUAAUUAUGAAACUGAAGGCAUCAGCUGUUGUUUUUAUCAUUUCUCUUGUUGGCUUCAAUAGGAAAAGAUUCAGUACCUUUUCUUAUAUAAUCUCAUUCCCAGAGAUUUCACACCUGCUCUUUUGAGGGCCCUGAUUCUCCAUACUUAGAACCCACAGAUCUGAUUCAAAGCUCAUUGACUGAUGACCUGUCAGGUUGUUCAUCAAGUUCCUCUAAGGCAGGGUGUGCUCGCUCUCUCUCUCUCUCUCUCUCUCUCUCUCUCUCUAUCUCUCUCUCUUUCUAUUGAAGGUUCUGGUACUCCCCACCCCCACCCCAGUGUUAUUCAGCACAUCCCUGUCAAGGGCAGGAUUUUCUUCAGCAUUUAAGUUGAGGGAGGGUGUGAGCAAGUGAGUACCCGGACACCAUGGAAAAUGAAACUCUUCAUCCCAAAUGUUAACCAGUUAAAUUUCGGAUUCUUUUCCUGUGUCUCUGCAAGAAUUGCCCUUUCCUUUACUGGAAAUAGGAGGAUGGUGAUAUGGUUAUAUUCAUAACCAGAUAGAAUCGUGUCUUGAUGAGAGGCCCUUGGUUAGAUAAAGUUUAAAUCUGAUUUUAAUGCAUGUAUGACUCCCUGCAAACCCAAAGAUCCAUAGGCACUGGUAACCUUUGGAAUGGCUCUAAUCUUUAAGACAUAAUAAGUAAUAGUUUCUAGUAUUUCUAUAUUCUAACAACUUUCAAAUUUAUAUCUCUAGUCUUGACUCUCCCUGAAUUCCAAACAGACCUAUCUGCCAGCAUACCUAAAAUACCAUUGAAAAGGUAACUUAAUUUCCUUCCACAAAUCUAGUCUUUCUUCACUCUUCUCCAUCUCAGAAAGUGCCAUCAUCAUCCCUCCUCCCCUUUGCUUCAGCCAGAAACCAAGAAUGAUCCCUGUUCUGUCUCUCUGAUCCACCUGCAUGUCCAGACUCAGCAAGUAAUACUAGUGUUCCUUCAAACAUAGUAUGUGCCAAAUCCAGUGUCUUUUCUCUACUUUCCCUGCUGUAGUCUGAAUGUGGGUUGCCAUCACCUCUCACCUGGGCAAACGCCAUAUCCUCCAAACCUGCCUUCUCUGUUUCUUUGGCCUCUACAGUCUUUUUUCCACUUAGUAACCAAAGUGGUAUUGACAAGCCUAAAUCAGAUACAGGCAUUGCCCCAUGUAAAGCUUCCCAGUGGUUUUCCAUUGCCCUUAGGACCAAGUUACGCUUACUCUGGUUUUGGGGGCCCUGGUAGCCCACCUCUCAGAUGGUGUUUCACACCACUGAGCACCUUGCUCACUCUCUACUGGUUCCCUCUCCUUCCCUCUGAUACUUCAGUCUUGGUCCCCACUUAGGAGCGCUGCCUGGAUGGAGCUCUCCUACCUGAAGUUGCUUCCCAGCUGGCCCUCCCUGUCAGUAGGGUCUCCACCUAAAUAAACAUCCUCUCCUUAGGAGGCCCUUCCUUAGCGUCCUCCCUAAAAUAGCCCUCAGUCACCUUUAAGCACAUUAUCAUUUUGUUUUCAUCACAGUAACCCACUAACUGGUAUUUCUUGUUUGUCUGUUUUCUCCACACACAUACUGCUUCCUCUUAAAUGCUGGAAUGUAACUGUAUGCAUGUGAAAAUCUUAUCUCACUUGUUCAGUGUCUCCCUAGUUUCAAGGGAGACACUUGCCAAGCACAUAGGAGACACAUUAAAAAAAUAGGUGUUGAAUUCAGUGAAUCUCAUCACUUAAAAAUGAACUUCCCUCAUCUCUCUACACUAGCUACAUCACUGUAUAUUCCAUUAGCUGGAACCCAUGAGCACCUGUAUACUUCUCUCCUUUAAGGGUCUCUGGUACCUGGCCUUAUUCCCAUUUGUAAUAAAUGAAACCUUUUUCGUUAGUUUGUUUUAAAUGAUCCCUUAAAAGAUACCCAGAAUAUAAAGUAUUUACACCUUUAAAUAGAGACAGUUUUCUAAAAUUGAAUUAGUGUGUUCUCCCUCUAUUGUUACUGAAAGUUGCUUAUUUGUAUGGGCCUAUUCACACCCAUUUUAUGGAGUCAGAGUACCACUUGCUAGAAAUCUGGUUGGGCUGCCACUGCUGCAGAAGAUGUACUCAGUCCUCACCAGGCUAACAGAAUCUGGGUAAGCAAAGAGAAAAAGAAAACCAUUAUUUAUAUGCAUAUACGUACAUAUAUACACAUUAUAUAUAUUUUAUACACACGCACACACAGAGGCAUACCACAGAGAUAUUGCAGGUUCAGUUUCAGACCACCACAAUAAAGCAAAAUCACAAGAAUUUUCAGCUUCCCAGUACAUAUAAAAGUUAUGUUGCUGUUCUUUAGUCCAUUAAAUGUGCAAUAGCAUUAUGCCUAAAAAGAACAAUGUACAUGCCCCAAUUUAAAAAUACUUUAUUGCUAAAAAAACUGCUAACAAUCACUGAGCCUUCAAUAAGCCAGAAUCCUUUUGCAGGUGGAGAGUCUUGUCUGGAUGAUGAUGGCUGCUGGAUGAUCAGGGUGGUUGUUGCUGAAGGUUGGGUGGCUUUGGCAAUUUCUUAAAAUAAGACAACAGUGAAGUUUGCCACAUCACUGGACUCUUCCUUUCAUGAAAGACUCCUCUGUAGCAUGCAGUGCUCUUUGAGACCCUUUUUCCCACAGUAGAACUUUCAAAAUCGGAGUUAAUCUUGCCCAAGCCUGCUGCUGCUUUAUCAGCUCAGAGAAUGUAAUAUUCCAAAUACUUUGUUGUCAUUACAAGUAGUGUUCACAUCAUCUUCACCAAGUGUUGUUUAAUCUCAAGAAACUACUAUCUUUGCUUCCCAUAAGAAGCAAUUCCUCAUCUGUUCAGGUUUGAUCCUGAGAUUACAGUGAUUCAGCCCCAUCUUGGAGCUUUACUUCUAACUCUAGUUCUCUUGCUAUUUCCACCACAUCUGUAGUUCCUUCUGCCACUGAAGUCUUGAACCCCUCAAAGUCAUCCAUGAUGGUUGAAAUGGACUUCUCCCAAACUUCUGUUCAUGUCGGUAUUUUGACCUCCUCCCAUGAAUCCUGCAUGUUUUUAGUGGCAUCUGGAAUGGUGAAUUCUUUCCAGAAAGUUUUCCCUUUACUUUGCCCAGAUUUAUCAAAGGAAUCACUAUCUAUGGUAGCCAUAGCCUUACAAAAUGUAUUUCCUAAGUAAUAAGACUUGAAAGUUAAAAUUACUGUUUGAUCCAUGAGCUGAAGAAUAGAUGUUGUGUUAGCUGCCAUGAAAACAACAUUCAUCUCCUGUACAUCUUCAUUGGAGCUCCUGGGUAACCAGGUCCAUUGUCAAUGAGCAGUAAUCUUUUGAAAGAGUCUAUUUUUUCUGAGUAGUAGAUCUCAGAAGUGGGCUUAAGAUAUUCAAUAACUAUGCUCUAAGCAGAUGUGCCUUCAUCCAGGCUUCGUUGGUUCCUUUAUGCAACACAGGCAAAGUAGGAUUUAUUAAUAGCAUCAUUCUUAGAAGUCCUGGGAUUUUGGGAAUAGUCGAUGACCAUUGGCUUUAACAAAGUCACCAGCCGCAUUAGUCCCUAACAAUAGAGUCAGCCUGUCCUUUGAAGCUCUGAAGCCAGGCAUUGACUUCUUCUCUAGUAAUGGAAGUCCUAGAUGGCAUCUUCUUCCAAUAGAAGACUGUUUUGUCUGCAGUGAAAAUCUACCAUUUAGUGUAGUCACCUUCAUCAAUGAUUCAUCGUAGCUAGAUCUUCUGGGUAACUUGCUGCAGCUUCUACAUCAGUACUUGUUGCUUCACCUUGCAUUUUUAUGUUACAGAGAUGGCUUCUUUCCUUAAACCUCAUGAAACAACUGCUGCUAACUCCAAACUUUUCUUCUGCAGCUUCCUUACCUCUCUCAGCCUUCAUUGAAUUGAAGAGAGUUAGGGUCUUGUUCUGGAUUAGGCUUUGGCUUAAGGAAAUGUGGCUGGUUUGAUCUUCCAUCCAGACCACUCAAAGUUUCUCCAUAUCAGCAAUUAAAGCUAUUUCUCUUUCCUACCCUUUGUUUGUUCCCUGGAGUAGUACUUCAAAUUUCCAUUGAGAACUUUUCCUUUGCAUUUCCAUCUUAGCUAACUGCUUAAUGCAAGAGGCCUAGCUUUCAGCCUGUCUUGACUUUAGACAUGCUUUCCUCACUAAGCUUAAUCAUUUCUAGCUUUCAAUUAAAAUUAAGAGCUGCAUGACUCUUCCUUUCACUUGAACACUCAGAGUCCAUUGUAGGGUUAUUAUUAAUAAUUGGCCUAAUUUCAGUAUUGCUCUGCCUCAGGAAAGAGGUAGGCCCACAGAGGGAGAGAGAGAUGGGGUGAAUGGUUGGUCAAGUGGAAUAGUCAGAAUACGCACCACAUUUAUUAAGUUUUCCAUCACAUAUGGGCAUGAAUCCUGGUGUCCCAAAACAAUUACAACAGUAACAUAAAAGACCACCGUCACAAAUCGCCAUAACAGAUAGAAUAGUAAUGAAAAUUUUUGAUAUAUUGAGAGAAUUACCAGAAUGUGACACAGAGACACAAAGUGAACCCAUGCUGUUGGAAAAAUAACACUGAGACUUGUUCAACACAGGGUUACCACAAACCUUCAAUUUAUAAAAAGUCAGUAUCUGUGAAGAACAAUAUGGCAGAGCACAAUAAAACAAGGUAUGCCUGUGCAUGUGUAUGUGUGUGUAUCUCAAGAGCUAGAGAGAACCUGAAGCUAUGGUGCUGGUACUCUGUCAAAUUUAAGUGACUCCCCACCCCUUCUGCUCCUGGAGAGGUCCUUAGUCAACUAUUCUACCUUUAAAAUAGAUGCUUAAAGCACUUGGUACAAAAAGCCUCCAGCUGGGCCUCUUUUCUCCCCUAUUCACAGCAGAGGCCAGGCCCCAGAACAGCUUUUCUAACCUCUUGACCCCAACCCCAGAGAAAGCCUCAGUUAAGGGCACCCCUAGUAGCAAACCGAAUCCCCGGAGAAUUAUCCUGCUUUUCACCUCUGACCACUCUUAAUCCUGGACCACACCUUGCACAACUCCAGGGGGCACUAUCCCAUGAGUUUCAGAAGACCCAGCAAUUCAGUAGCAGUACAAUGUGAGUGGACAGUGCUGGCCAGCUGGUGGUCUGUGACCCAUCACUCCUCCUUCCUCCUCUGCUCUUGGCACUUGUUUACCUGCUAAGCCCACUUUCAGUCCUGAUUCUGAUCAUUUCUUCUACCUAAGUGAGUCUGCUCAAAUUGUAUCCCUGGUCCAGUUACACUGACCCAGGCUCCAACUAGCCAUCACAACAGAUGUCUUGGUCCCCACCCCUGCUCACCCCUGCCCAAGAUUUAUUUUUCUUCACUCUUUCCAUGUUCGUGUCUGGACCCACCUGCCUAAGCAUCAGCUAACCCCACUCUCCAGUUUAAGUUAAGACACCUGCCUCCUCUCUGGGUCUUUCUUGGGCCACUAGGACUCAAUGCUUUCACCUGAGUUCCCUAGUUCUCCCUUUGUACUCCAUAAGAGAAUCUAAAGGAAUUAAGGCUGGGAAAUACUAAUUAAUUUUCAGUUACUGUCAUGUUUUCCAAAAUUAGAAACUCAUGAAACGCAUUCCCAUAGGAGUUUCAGAACAAUAGAUCACAUCUUCUCCCCUCACAUCCCAAAAGCUUCUGUGUCUGAAAAGACAGAUCUCUGAAGAAUCUUGGGUUUUGCUAUUGCUUUUGCUUUUUCUAUGUUUUCCUUUAUGGAGAUAAGUUCUCACUCUGUCACCCAGGCCGAAGUUCAGUGGUACAAUCAUGGUUCGCUGCAGCCUCAGCCUCUUGGGCUCAGGUAACUCCCCCGCCCCUGCUUCCCAUUUAGCCAGAAACUCAGGCAUGCACCACCAAGCCUAGCUAAUUUUUCGUAGAAACAGGGUCUUGCCAUGUUGCCAAGCUGGUCUCAAACUCCUGGGCUCAAGCAACUCUCCCACCUCUGCCUUGGUCUCUCAAAGGGCUGGAUUACAGGCGUGAGCCACAGCACCUGGCAGAAUCUUGGCAUCUUUAAUCAGCAGAGAGUGGGGCUCCUGAGAAUACUGAGGCCUCCCCAGUAAUUGUUAUCCAUCCCGAUGCUGAACUCAUAUUACCUUUGGCCCACAAUCCCGUUAAAGAAGGUAAUUACCAAAGCAAUUAUUUACCACUCUAACAUUUUACAGUUUCAGCUUUUAAUUAAAAGAUUCAGUUUCCCCUAAGAGUAAUGAGAACCUUUAAAAACUAGAAGUACUAAUUCCAGUUUAUAACAAUCACCUCCAUUCUGUCUGGGGGUUGGGGAGGGAAUGUAGGUUGAAGUUUAGGAAAAUAACAUGAACCUAAAAAAUGGAAGACCGUAAUUAUUGUUAAAUGGCUACUUAACAAUAAAUAGCUACAGCUAGUCACAUCCGUCAUGAUCUCAUUAUUCAUUUUGUAAUCUAAUACAGAACAGCUUCCCUGUCAUUUAAAUGGGGAACCCGUAGAGCAUAAAAUGAUUCACAGAGUAUUGUAACUGAUACUUUCAGCAGUGCUCCGUGAGUAUUUUUGAAGUACCUACUAUGUGACUUUAAUGAGCUUGUGGGCUUCCAGCAGAGCCAGGUCCAUACUGCAUGUAAUUAGGCAAGGUGUAAGUAUUUUCAGGACAGUGCCAAGGGGAGUUGGAGCAUAUACUGAGCCUGGCUCAGGAGAAAUCACAGCUUUUCCAGAAAUGUCCCCACUCACAGACUCUGCUUUUGUUGCCAAUUGGUUACUUCUUCCCUGUAAUUUUUUUGUUUCUCAUGUUAAUGAAAAACAUUACAUUUUGAAAUUGAAUAAAGUUAAAACACAUAAUUUUUCACUCUAGCAAUGCAUUAUGUUUACCAGCAUUCACAGCUUCAUGUUAUGCUGUUCAUUAACAUAUAAAAACCCACUCAGUAUAAUAAAUACCAUAGAAGUCAAAUGUCCAGCCUGUUUAGAAUGACUCAAAGGCAAAAGGUAAACAACUUUAAGUGUAUUUGAGUGAAUUAACACUAUCAUUAUUGUUCUGUUGACUCUUUCUUGUCCAUUGAUUUUUAAAAGCCUUUAGCUCCUUUGCCAUCCAUUAAAACAAAUCAGAUGCAAUUUGGUGCUCAGGACAAGAAAAUGCUGUUGGGUGUUGGGUGUAUGCAUGGAAAAAAAAACAAUGUAUAUUCUGAAACAAGACUGGUUAGAAGGCAGCUUCCCACAUGUCGAAGUAAACUACUUAUUUGCUUUUGACUUUUGAGGUUAACAACAGUAGUGACCUUUGAAUAACUGUGUGGACACUGACACAGUAACAAGCGAAGCGAAAUGGUGAUUUGCAGAUGAUGUGCUUUGUUAACGCUUAUUUAUGAUGAAAGUAAGUGAGUUAGAAUUGUACAUAUCUGAUAUUUUUCAGUCUUUAAUUCCCUUUAUUUGCAGAACUAAUAGACUAAAAAGCAACUGUAAUCUGUCACAAGAAAAAAGAGUAAAAUAUUUUAUGUUGAAUUAGUGAUGAACAAUUUUAAAGCAGUAGAACCAUUUGUAUUAUCAAAAUAGCAUGAACAAGAAACUUGAGAUCUGGCCUGGUCUGAGGUCAGUCAAUACUAUGAUAAAAUGAAAGUCUCAGCUUAACUAAAAUCACAGUAUUGCUUUUGAUUAAGCAGUGAGAUUUAUGCUAAUGAAACUACAUUUUUUGUUGGGGACAGCUCAUCUCUAAACUACCAAAGGAAUAGCUUUUCCUUUACACCUUAGUAAGAGUUAAGAGUAGGGGCGAGAAUCUAUAUAUUGGCUACUAACAUUGAAAGAAAAUUCUAGAAGGGUACCUGCCAGAUGUCUCUUGGGGUAUACCAGGGUCGGGGAGCUGCUUGAGGAGACAGUCUGUCCCUUAUAGGAGCUCAAGUGCUGUGCUGGGAGCUCCAUUGUUCCGUGCAGAGAUUCUGUGCAGGUACUUUUAAGUCUUCGGCAGCAGAACUCAUAACUCCCUCUUUUCCCAGGUGCUCUGUCCUUAGGAAGGUUGGCUUUAUUUAUAAGUUCCUGUUGUGCUGCUGCCAUUUUUCAUAGAUCCCCUGCCCAUACGGAGUAGUCUAGUCACAGUCUGCCAGCAGAGGUGUUGCUAAGCUACCUCAGGCUCUGCCCAGCUGCUUUGUGAACUGCCUCGGUAGUGGUGGACUCUCUUGGUAGUGGUGGUCGCCCUUCCCCUCACUGAGCUGGACCAUCCUGGGUCCAGCUUCACUUGCUGGGAAACUCUCAAUCCAGAGUGUUUCAGAUUGCUUGUUUUGUGGGGGUGGUACCCACAGAGCCAGAUCACCGGCUCCCUGUUUCUGCCCCCUCUCUUUCAGUUGAAUAGCCAGCUGUCUCCUCCAGCGUUCCAGGCACCAGAUGAAACUGCUGCCCAGAUUUAUGUGAGUUUCUGUGCGCUAAGCUGGCACCAGCUGAAACCACCAUGCUGAAAACUUGUGUCACUUUUCGGCCCAGGAAUCUCCUGGUCUGUGGGCAGUGAAAAUUUGUUUGGAAAUGCAGCAGGCACUCACCCUCUACAUUGUUCUUGCUGGUAACUGCACUCUGGGGCUGUUCCUAUUCAGCCAUGGAUGAAGAUAACAGAAGAAGAAACCAGCAGCAACCCUUACUGUUUUGCAGACCCCGCAGGUGAUCCCCAGGCAAGCAGGGCCUGGAGUGGACCUCCAGCAAUCCUGCAGCAGAGGGGCCCAACUGUUAAAAGGAAAACUAAGAAACAGAAAGAAAUAGCUUCAUGAUCAACAAAAAGGAUGUCCACUCAGAGACCCCAUCUGAAAAUCACAAACUACAAAGUCCACAGGUAGAUAAAGCCACUAAGAUGGGAAGAAACCAGCACAGAAAGGAUGAAAACACCAAAAACCAGAACGCCUCUCCUCCUCCAAAGGAUCACAACUCCUCAUCAGCUAAGGAUCAAAGAUGGAUGGAGAAUGAAUCCGAUGAACUCAUAGAAACAGGCUUCAGAAGGUGGGUAAUAACAAACUUCUUAGAGCUAAAAGAACAUGUUCUAAACCAAUGCAAAGAAACUAAGAACCUAGAAAAAAGGUUAGAUGAGAUGCUAACUAGAAUAACCAGCUUAGAGAAGAAUAUAAACCACUUAAUGGAGCUGAAAAACAGACCACGAGAACUUCGCAAAGCAUACACAAGUUUCAAUAGCCCAACCAACCAAGCAGAAGAAAGGAUAUCAGAAAUUGAAGAUCAACUCAAUGAAAUAAAACGAGAAGGCAAGAAUAGAGAAAAAAGAGUGAAAAGAAAUGAACAAAGCCUCCAAUAAAUAUGGGAGUUUGUGAAAAGACCUAGUCUACGUAUUAUAGGUGUACCUGAAUGUGAUAGAGAGAAUAAAUCCAAGCUAGAAAACACUUUUCAGUAUAUUAUCCAGGAGAACUUCCCCAACCUAGCAAGCCAGGCCACCAUUUAAGUCCAGAAAAUACAGAGAACACCACAAAGAUAUUCCUCAAGAAGAGCAACCCCAAGGCACAUACUCGUCAGAUUUACCUGAAAUGAAGGAAAAAAUGCUAAGGGCAGCCAGAGAAAAAGGUUGGGAUACCCACAAAGGGAAGCCCAUCAGACUCACAGGGGAUCUCUCUGCAGAAACCCUGCAAGCCAGAAGAGAAUAGGGGCCAAUAUUCAAUAUCCUUAAAGGAAAGAACUUUCAGCCUAGAAUGUCAUAUCCAGCCAAACUAAGCUUCAUAAGUGAAGGAGAAAGAAAAUCCUUUAUGGACAAGCAACUGCUGAGAGAUUUCAUCACCUCUGGGCCUGCCUUACAAGAGCUCCUGAAAGAAGCACUAAACAAUGAAAGGAACAACCAGUACGAGCCACUCCAAAAACAUACAAAAUGGUAAAGACCAUCGACACAAUGAAAAAAAAUGCAUCAAUAACAGGCAAAACAUCCACCUAGCAUCAAAAUGGCAGGAUCAAAGUCACACAUGACAAUAUUAACCUAAAAUGUAAAUGGGCUAAAUGUCCCAAUCAAAAGAUACAGACUGGCAAAUUGGAUAAGAAGCUAAGACCCAUCAGUGUGCUCUAUCCAGGAAACCCAUCUCACAUGCAAGGACACACAUAGGCUCAAAAUAAAGGGAUGGAGGAAGACUUAUCAAGCAAAUGGAGAGCAAACAAAAGCAGGAGUUGCAAUCCUAGUCUCUGAUAAAAUGGACUUUAAACCAACAAAGAUCAAAAGAGACAAAGAAGGACACCACAUAAUGGUAAAAGGAUCAAUGCAUCAAGCAGAGCUAAUGAUCUUAAAUAUAUACACACCCAAUACAGGAGCACCCAGGUACAUAAAGCAAGUUCUUAAUGACUUACAGAGACUUAGAUUCCCACACAAUAAUAGUGGGAGCCUUUUACACUCCACUGUCAAUAGUAGACAGAUCAACCAGACAGAAAAUUUACAAGGAUAUCCAGGACUUGAACUCAGAUCUGGACCAAGAGGACCUAAUAGACAUCUACAGAACUCUCCACCCCAAACCCACAGAAUAUACAUUAUUCUCAGCACUGCAUUGGACCUACUCUAAAAUUGACCCUAUAAUUGGAAGUAAAUCACUCCUCAGCAAAUGCAAAAGAACAGAAAUCAUAACAGUCUCUCAGACCACAGGGCAAUCAAAUUAGAACUCAGAAUUAAGAAACUAACUCAGGACUGCACAGCUUCAUGGAAACUGAACAACUGACUCCUGAAUGUUGACUGGAUAAACAAUGAAAUGAAGGCAGAAAUAAAGAUGUUCUUUGAAACCAGUGAGAAUGAAGAUACAACACACCAGAAUCUCUGGGACACAUUUAAAGCAGUGUCUAGAGGGAAAUCUAUAGCAAUAAAUGCCCACGUGAGAAGCAAGGAAAGAUCUAAAAUCUACACCCUAUCAUCAAAAUUGAAAGAGCUAGAGGAGCAAGGUCAAAAAAACUCAAAAGCUAGCAGAAGACAAUAAAUAACUAAGAUCAGACGAGGCAAUCCCAGCACUUUGGGAGGCCAAUGCAGGCGGAUCACAAUGUCAAGAGAUUGAGACCGUCCUGGCCAACAUGGUGAAACCUCGUGUCUCUACUAAAAAUACAAAAAUUAGUUGGGCAUGGUGGCACACGCCUGUAGUCCCAGAUACUUGGGAGGCUGAGGCAGGAGAAUUACUUGAACCUGGGAGGCAGAGGUUGCAGUGAGCUGAGAGGGCACCACUGCACUCCAGCCGGGUGCCUGGUGACAGAGUGAGACUUUGUCUCAAAAAAAAAAAAAAGAAAGAAAGAAAUAACUAAGAUCAGAGCAGAACUGAAGAAGAUAGAGACACAAAAAAACCCUUCAAAAAGAUCAAUAAAUCCAGGAGGUGGUGUUUUGAAAAGAUCAACAAAAUAGACAGACCACUAGCCAGAUUAAUAAAAAAGAAAAGGGAGAAAAAUCAAAUACAUGCGAUAAAAAAGGAUAAAGGGGAUAUCACCACGGAUUCCACAGAAAUAGAAACUUCAAUCAGAGAUUACUACAAACAACUUUAUGCACAUAAACCAGUAAACCUGGAAGAAAUGGAUAAAUUCCUGGACACUUGCACCCUCCCAAGCCUAAACCAGGAAGAAGUUGAAACUUUGAAUAGACCAAUAACAAGGGCUGAAGUUGAGGCAGCAAUUAAUAGCCUACCACACAAAAAAAGCCCAGGUCCAGAUGCAUUCGCAGCUGAAUUCUACCAGACGUACAAAGAGGAGCUGGUACCAUUCCUUCUGAAACUAUUCCAAACAAUCCCAAAAGAGGGAAUCCUCCCUAACUCAUUUUAUGAGACCAAGACCAUCCUGAUACCAAAACCCAGCAGACUUAACAAAAAAAGAAAACUUCAGGCCAAUAUCCAUGAUGAACAUAGAUGCAAAAAUCUUCAAUAAAAUACUGGCAAACUGAUUGCAACAGCACAUCAAAAAGCUUAUCCAUCACAAUCAAGGAGGCUUCAUUCCAGGGAUGUAACGCUGGUUCAACAUACACAAGUUUAUAAAUGUAAUCCACCACAUAAACAGAACCAAAGACCGAAACCACGUGAUUAUCUCAAUAGAUGCAGAGAAGGCCUUCAACAAAAUCCAACAGCACUUUAUGUUGAAAGCUAUCAAAAAACUAGAUAUCAAAGGAACAUAUCUCAAAACAAUAAAAGCUAUUUAUGACAGACAUACAGCCAGAAUCAUAGUGAAUGGGCAAAACCUGGAAGCAUUCCCUUUGAAAUACAGCACUAGACAAGGAUGCACUCUGUCACCACUCCUAUUCAAUAUAGUAUUGGAAGUUCUAGCCAGAGCAAUUAGGCAAGAAAAAACAAUAAAGGAUAUUCAAUUAGGAAAAGAGGAAGUCAAAUUGUCUUUAUUUGCAGAUGACAUGAUUGUAUAUUUAGAAGACCCUAUCAUCUCAGUCCAAAAUCUCCUUAAACUGAUAAGCAACUUCAGCAAAGUCUCAGGAUACAAAAUCAGUGUGCAGAAAUCACAAGCAUUUCUAUACACCAAUGACAGACUAACAGAGAGCCAAAUCAUGAGCAAAUUCCCAUUCACAAUUGCUACAAAGAGAAUAAAAUACCUAGGAAUACAACUAACAAAGGAUGUAAAGGACCUCUUCAAGGAGAACUACAAACCACUGCUCAACGAAAUAAGAGAGGACACAAACAGAUGGAGAAAUAUUCCAUGCUCCUGGUUAGGAAAAAUCAAUAUCAUGAAAAUGGCCAUGCUGCCCAACAUAAUUUAUAGAUGCAAUGGUAUUCCUAUCAAGCUACCAAUGACCUUCUUCACAGAACUGGAAAAAAAACACCUUAAACUUCAUAUGGAACCAAAAGAGAGACCGCAUAGCCAAGACAAUUCUAAGCAAAAUGAACAAAGUGGGAGGCAUCAUGCUACCUGAUUUCAAACUAUGUUAACUAUGUUACAAGGCUACAGUAAUCAAAACAGCAUGGUACUGGUACCAAAACAGAGACAUAGAUCAAUGGAACAGAUCAGAGGCCCUGGAGGAAAUGCCACAUGUCUACAACCAUCUGAUCUUUGACAAACCUGACAAAAGCAAGCAAUGCAGAAAGGAUUUCCUGUUUAAUAAAUGAUGUGGGGAAAACUGGCUAGCAGUGUGCAGAAAGCAGAAACUGGACCCCUUCCUGACACCUUACACUAAAAUUAACUCCAUAUGGAUUAAAGACUUAAACAUAAGACCUAACACCAUAAAAAUCCUAGAAGAAAAUCUAGGCAAAACCAUUCAGGACAUUUAUGACAAAAACACCAAAAGCAUUGGCAAUGAAAGCCAAAAUAGACAAAUGGGACCUAAUUAAACUCCUUAGCUUCAGCACAGCAAAAGAAACAAUCAUUAGAGUGAGCUGACAACCAACAGAAUGGAAAAGAAAUUUUGCAAUCUACCUGUCUGACAAAGGGCUAAUAUCCAGAAUCUACAAAGAACUAGAACAGAUUUACAAGAAAAAAAUACAAACAAGACCAUUCAAAAGUGGGCGAAGGAUAUGAACAGACACUUUUCAAAAGAAAACAUAUAUGAGGCCAACGAACAUAUGAAAAAAUGCUCAUCAUCACUGAUUAUAGAGAAAUGCAAAUCAAAACCACAGUGAGAUGCCAUCUCAUGCCAGUUAGAAUGGCAAUCAUGAAAAAAAUCUGGAGACAACAGAUGCUAGAGAGGAUGUGGAGAAAUAUGAACACUUUUACACUGUUGGUGGGAGUGUAAACUAGUUCAACCAUUGUAGAAGACAGUGUGGUGCUUCCUUAAGGACCUAGAAAUAGAAAUUCCAUUUGACCCAGCAAUCCCAUUACUGGGUAUAUACCCAAAGGAUUACAAAUCAUUCUAUUAUAAAGACAUAUAUGUUCAUAGUGGCACUGUUUGCAAUAGCAAAGACCUGGAACCAACCCAAAUGCCCAUCAACAGUAGACUGGACAAGGAAAAUGUGGCACAUAUACACCAUGGAAUAUUAUGCAGCCAUAAAAAAUGAUAAGUUUAUGUCCUUUGUAGGGGCAUGGAUGAAUCUGGAAACCAUAAUUCUCUGGAAACUGACACAAGAACAGAAAAUCAAACACUGCAUGUUCUCACUCAUAGGUGGGUGAUGAACAAUGAGGACACAUGAAUACAGUGAGGGGAACAUCACACACUGGGGGUCUGUUGAGGGUGCCGAGAGAGGGACAGCGGGGGAGUGGGAGGUCGGGGAUGGAUAACAUGGGGAGAAAUGCCAGAUGUAGGUGACAGGGAGAUGGAGGCAGCAAACCACAUUGCCUUUUGUGUACCUGUGCAACAAUCAUGCAUGAUCUGCACAUGUACCCCAAAACCUGAAGUACAAUACAAAAAAAGAAAGAAAGAAAAUGCCAUUACAAUCAGUGUUUGACUUGGUGAAGGAUGCACUUUUUUUUUUGCCAUUUGCCCUCUUCCAACUUUUUCAGCAACACUCAUAUUGAAACCUAAAAUUGCCUUCAUUUUGAAUAUACUACUAAUUCACAUUAGGAGUCUACAAAAAUUUUAGUUUCUUCUGCUGGACUAGCAGAAGAAAUGGGAAACAAACAAGAACUACCACCCAUGUGACAUUCUCUAAAUUUGUUUGUGAAUUUCUAAAUUUCAGUGCUAGCAAAAAAGAAAGUUGCAGCAAGGCAUACAGUAAAUGAAGAUAUUAUGUAUUAGGAAAGGAAUGAAUCUGUCACUUUGACGGAUUGUGAGGCGAAAAGUAGAUUAACAGAUUACUCAUAGUCAGAAGGCAGCUUGGUGUGAAAAAUGUGCAGGAAAUGAUAAGUGUGGCUUUGUGCUGAUUUAAUGAUAUUUUUAAACUACAAUAACACUCUGGUAGUAUAAUAUAAUAAAGCACUUGGCUUGCAUUUCUGUAAAUCAUCAACAUAUUUCUAGUUUGACCUUAAAAACAUUUUGGGCUAUUCUCUAUUAAAAUACGUAGCUUUCAAAUUAGAAAAAGGUAUCAUUUAUUAUAAAAUACCACAGCAAUGCUCUUACAGGAAACAUCAUUGGCUUUUAAAAUCGGUUCUUUUCUGAACUAGCAUUUGUAAUAUAAAUUUUAAUUAUGUUUUUAGCAUACCAACAUCACAUGUCCUCUUUCUUCAAGCAUUUAAAUUACUUACAACAAGAAUUUAUCUUCUAACAGCCAUUUUCAGUGAAAUGCUUCAAAGAUGUCACUGAUUUGUCUUUACAUUUUCAUUGUCCAUUUUUAGUUUUGUAGUUGAGAUGAGAGUAUUUAUGAAUAAAAUAUUUUCCCAUACAUAAUAGAUAAAAGUAGUUCAAAUUUCAACUGAGUACUCUGAGUCCCUGCAAGAAAUAGGUGAAUUACUUAUUUUAUUUUGUAUUACUACAAAUAUUUACCAGAAAGUAAAACUUUUUAAGAGGUUUAUAUUUUUAUAUAAAUAAAAUCGAGAUUUUAGUAGCACAUUUGUAGUUAAUUUGACAGUGAUGGACUUGUCUUAGCAAGGAUUUUCAGAAUAAAAUUUUUAUGAGGCAUUGAAAUAGUUUUUGUUCUAAUAUCUUAAUAUUCAAAACCUAAUGUAAGGCUUCAGUUGUUUAGUAUUCUGUUCUCCCAGUUCACCAAUGGUGGCUUUACAUAAGUAGGUACACUGAAACUUGGAGUAAAAUAUUGCAUCUAAACAUUUGUAUCUAGGCCAAACGCAAAUAAAUAUACUACUUUGGCGUGUCUAGGGCUUGUUUCCCAGGCAUGAUUAUGAUUAAAUUAUAUUUUACAUAUACAGUGAAGAACUUUACCAGAAUUCAGCAUGUUUUCUACAUUUCUUCCCUUUUUCUUUUUUUUUUUUUAAGAAAGAAAAAAAAGGAGUGAAGGAGUGGAAGAGGAAGAAAAAGAGGGAGAGAAAACGGGAAUGUAGCUUUGUUUCUAAAAAUGGGUAUUAAUAAUGGCCCAUCAAUAUUUUGUGUAUUUAAGGUGGAGAAUGUAUAUUUUGUGUAUUUAAGGUGAAGAAUGUAUAUUUUGUGUAUUUAAAAUGGAGAGCUCUAUAAAUAUUUAUUGAGUUUACUUGUUCCAGAUCUGAGUUCAAGUCCUGGAUAUCCUUAUUAAUUUUCUGUCUCAUUGAGUCUAAAUCUCUUUAUGAGUCUUAUGUAUCUGGGUGUAAGGAUCGUUAGUUCUUAUUGUUGCAUUGAUCCUUUUACCACUAUGUCUUUGUUGCUUUGAAAUCUAUUUUAUCAGAUGCAAGAAUUGCAACUCCUGCUUUUUAUUUAUUUAUUUAUUUGUGCUCUCCAUUUGGUUGGUAAAUCUUUCUCUAUCCCUUUGUUUUAAGUCUUUGUGUAUCUUUGGAUGUGAAAUGGGUCUGGAUGUAGCAUAUCAUUAGGUUUUGGCUGUAUCUUUCGAUUGGGGGAUUUAGUCGACCUAAAUUUAGGGUUACUGCCAUUUGAUGUUAACUGGCUAUUUUAUCCAUUCAUUGAUGUAAAUUCUUCUUUAUGUUGAUGCUCUUUACUUUUUGGUAUAUUUUUAGAAAGGCUAAUACCGGUUGUUCCUUUCAAUGUAUAAUGCUUCUUUCAGAAGCUCUUGUAAAGCCAGCCUGGUGGUAAUAAAAUCUCUGAGUACUUGCUUGUUCAUAAAAGAUUUUAUUUUUCCUUCAAUUGUGAAGCUUAGUUUGGCAGGAUAUGAAAUUCUGGGCUGAAAAUUCUGUUCUUUAAGGAUGUUGAAUAUCGGCCCCCACUCUCUUCUGGCUUGUAGGGUUUCUGCUGAGAGAUCUGCUGUAAGUCUAAUAGGCUUCCCUUUGUGGGUAACUUGACCUUUCUCUCUGGCUGCCCUUAGUAUUUUCUCCUUCGUUUCAACCCUGGUGAAUCUAACGAUUAUGUGCCUUGGGGUUGCUCUUCUUGAGGAAUAUCUUUGUGGUGUUCUCUGUAAUACCUGGGGUUGAAUAUUGUGCUGCUUUGCUAGAUUCAGAAAGUUUUCCUAAAUAAUAUGCUGAAGAGUAUUUUCCAGCUUGGAUUCAUUCUCUUCAUCGUAUUCAGGUACACCUAUCAAAAUUAGGUCUUUUCACAUAGUCCCAUAUUUCUUGGAGACUUUGCUCAUUCCUUUUUAUCCUUUUUUCUCUAUUCUUGUCUUCUCGUUUUAUUUCAUUAAGUAGGUCUUCAACCUCUGGUAUCCUUUCUUCUGCUUGAUACAUUUCUUCUCUUCUAACAUUCUCUCAACUUGGGGUAAAUCAACAAUGUAAAUAGUCAAUAUUCUUGGUAGAGAUUCUGAAAUGCAUGUAGCAAAGGUUGUUUGCAUGUUUUCUGACUGCCUUGAAGAUAUAAUGUCUAUACUAGUUACUGACACUGUUAGCCAAAUAUUCCCAAGCUCUCCAGAUUUCAAAUACAUGGUUGUGUUGCACUUCUAGGUUUCCUUGUUUUAGGGUGGAGCCAACUAACCCACUAGUUCUUGCCAACUAAUUGGAAGCAAAAAGGCUGGUGUUAUUACUUGGCAAGAGCAUUUAAAUUGCAAGUGUGAAACCUUCCAGAUUAUCUUUUCCUCUGACACUGUGACCAGAAACAUUCAAGAUGAAGGUGGUUCAGUCAGCCCAGUCACUUAAUGACUAUGACAAAGAAAGUCCCCAUAAUGAUGUGUUAUAAACACUUAGCAUAGGCAAGAAAUUAACAUUUGUUGUUUGUAAGUCACUGAGAUUUGAGGGCUUUUUGCUAUCAACCAUAACAUAUCCUUAUUCUGACUGACAUAGUUACUAGCUGUGACACUGAAUAUAUGUUGUCAUUGGAAAUAUGGCAUUUCGUAUAUUUUUGUAUUCAAAUGUUAAAAAUUGGUUAAACCAUUUAGCUGAGUAUGAGAUUAAUUGGCAUACAGUAGAAUAAGGGAUUUCAUGAGGUGGGGAUUUAUAUCUUUAUGACAUUGUUAACCUCUCUAAGCCCCAAUUAAGUUAUCUAAAAAUAGGGAUUGUAUUUCAAUACCCACCUUAAAGUGUUAUUGCAAAGAUUAAAUGAAAUAAUACUCAUAACCUGCUUUGCACAGGGCCUGUCAUAUGUAUUUUUUAAGUGGUAGAAAGUGAUGAUAAUAUUGGUAGGAAUAUUAAUAGUAAUAUUAGGAAUACGUUUUCUUCCAACAAAAUCAUACAUUAAUGGAAUCAGAGAAUCUUAAUUAAAGGGUUCAAUGAUAUCAGGGAGAUGAUUUAACCCAGUGUCUCCAAACUUUGCACAUCUCUGCUGGGGAAGCAGGCUCAGUGCAGCAGAAGACAGCCCAUUCCAUUAUUGGGCAUCUCCAUCCAUGGGAAUCUUUCCUACACUGAGCUGGUGUAGGCUUCUUAUAGCUUCUUCCCAUUGAUCCUAGUUCUCUCUCCAGAACAAUAAGUAGAACCAUCACUUUACAUAAAGUAGCUCUUGAAUUUUGAAAUAUCACUUCUCGGUUGCUCUGUUUUCUCCUCCAGUCUCACGUUUUCUCAUUCUAGCCCCAACUCCACUUUGCCAUUCCUGGUCAUGGCAUAGUCCUAAUCACCUUCUUUUGGUUACCUUUGAAUGUAUCAAAUUGCAGUUCUCUAAAAUGAACACAUAAUCUAGAUGUAAUCCAAAGAGUUAAGGCUACAGUUACACCAUUGACAGUACAUUGCGAAUAUUGGUGUAACUUAAAUCACAUUCAUAGUUUUAGUUCCCAUAUCCUACUAAUGUCUUACAUUUGGCUUUCAGUCACCUAAAACAAUCACCAUCUUUUUCCUGGACUAUUGUUAUAGCCUUUUAAGUAGCCCCCAUCUAUCCACAUACCCUUUUCACCACUACCUGUGCCCAUUUCCCAUGGAGUAGCCAGAGUGGCCUUUCCUAAAUGCAGAGUCAGUUUUCUGACUCUGACACCCCCAUGGUAAAACCUUUCAGUUGCUUCCCAUUUCUCUUAGGAUAAAGACCAAACUCUGUCAAUGGCCUGCAAGGCUUGAGAGGCUUGGCCCCCGCCUUCCAGCCCAUCCUUAUUUUGCACCAUUUUCUCUCUAGAGAGUUGGGCAUUCACCACACUGGCCUCCUUUCCUUUUCUCAGACCUGCCUGCCUCAGGGCCUUUUUACUCUAUUUCAUCAUCCUGGAAUGCUUUUCCCCUUACCUUGCCUGGUUGACACCUAUUCAUGCAUUAGAUCUUCUCUCAGGCGUCACUUCCUCUAGAGAACCUUGAAGCUGAUAUGUUCUCAUCAUACCAUUUAACUUUAUUUUUGCCUGAUUAUCUAAUUGACAUUUGUCUUAGCCUUCAUACUGUAAGAUUUAUGAAGGCAAGAACUCUAUUUUUGUCCACUAUUGCAUUUUGUGCCAGGAUCUGACAGUCUUGUGAAAUAAAUAUUAGUAUCUAAAUAAAUAAAUAAAUAAAACUUGUGAAAAGAUAUUAGUAUCUAAACUGUAUUUCUUGACUCUCAAGAUGAUUCUCAAUCUUUAUCAUUCAGCCCAUUCUAUCCUUCAAUACGUGUCUCCACAAAUUUGAAAAGGAUGCUCACUUUCUACAGGACUACAACCUUAGAUAGCUCAUUCCUGAAGAUAGAGCUCUUUGGUCUUCUAUUAAAGAUCUUCCACCAUGUUAAUAUUGAUCAACAGCCAAUUUAAAGUGAUAUGACGUAUCUAAAUCAUUUCAAUUUACAAACAAUCCAUUGCUGUCAUGCAUUUGAUACACAAUAAUUCAGCGACUAGUGUAUUCCUCCUGGGAUAUUAUGAUUCACAUUCAUGUGCAGCUCUCCCCCAUUUUUUGUCCAUGGCAGGCAUUGCUAAUGGAAAACUGUUCUCUCAUCCACUGAGCAUGGAUAUAAACUUAAAAUUCUUCUCAAUAAUGUACUUCAGGCAGUACUACUAAUCAGAAUUAGCAUGUGAUUUAUAACUUGUCUACUUAGAACUAGGCUCUUCAUCAUGUGUGUAAUAAACUAGUUAUGGAACAGAAUUUACUCAUAGCUUUACAUGACACUCCCUAACCCUAGAAUUAUCAUUUUGCUAGUAUCUCCUAAUCUAAAAGUCUCCCACUCUUUUCUGUAAAACCUUCCUUGAAUGAAGUGAGAGUAAGACUACUCCUCCACAACCCUGACUCAGUUCUCCAUAUCAACAGUGAUUAAAAUCUUACAACAUUAGAUGAUAAGCAUAAUUUUUCAACUAAUAUGAUUUCUACUUCCGGUGAUGGCAAAUCUGGUUGUUUUCACACUUAACUUCCCUCUGAGAACAACCAGAAAAGCCAAACAAAAUGUGGAAAUUAUCUGCUUGAAGCCAUUGGAGAGCUUCCAAAUCUCAGUGAGGAUUUAUGGACCCUUGAUCCAGGAGAGAAGGGAAGCCAGGAGAUGUAGCCUUACACAUUGUCACUUUUCCCAAGAAAAAUGCCACUUUAGAAAGCAGCAGCCAAAGGACUCAGUUGCUGAACAUAGCCUCUGGUGCCUCCUGAGCUUAGAGAAUAAAAUUUGAAGCCAUGAAGACAUGAAGCAAUAGUAAGUUCUAGAAUAUUACACUUUAAGUAAAAGGGUGGGCCAGAAAUAGACCAGCUCUCCAGGGGAUCUGAGACACAUUUUGAAUCAUCCUCUUUGCUGACUGGAUAAGGGCACUCUAAUGCUAUCUUAAUUGCCUGCUAGAAUUCCAUCUGAAGGAAGAAAACAUCAUCUAGAGCAGCACUCCAAUUGAAAUAGAAUGCGAGCCAUAUAUGUAAUUUUAAAUUUUCUAGUAACCACUUUCAAAACUGAAAAACAAGUAAAAUUAAUUUUAACAAUGUAUUUUGUUUAAUCUAGUAUAUCCAAAAUAUCAAUUUCAACGUGCUCAGCUGGUGGAAGUAUAAGUUGAAACAAUGGAAAACUGUUUGGAUGGCAUCUAUACAAGAUGAACAUGCCAUAUUAUUUUCCCCAACGAUUACCCUCCUAGAUGUAUAGCCAGUAAAAUGUGUGCGUACUUGCAUCCAAAGUCAUAUAAGCUGUGAGGACCCAACCCAACUCCUAGAAUUAGUAUAAAGAUUAUUUUAAAGUGAAAGCAUUUGAGCUAUAGAAGAUGCAGAAAGAAAUUGUAUUUGAACUUUCCUUUAAAACCUUUCACACUUUCCCACUGAAGCCUUAAAAUACCACUCUCCUCUUUUUAAGCUGGUAUAUAAACUUUCAUUUCUGGCUAUUCAGUGAGUUACUCAUUACAGAGAAAUUCCUUCGUGCACUGUAAAUAACAUUUGUCUUUUCUCAUAUCUAUUGUCAGUUGAUUUUCAUGCCCCCAAACCACUAAACCCAAGUUGGAAGAGGAAAAUGUUUUCCUCCCUACAUAAACGCAUUCAUGAUAACCCCAAACUGGAAACAACCCAUUCUCCUUCAGUAGUAGAAGGGAUAAGUAAAUUGUGAUAUAUUCACACAGUAAAAUACUGUUACACUAUAAAACAUGGAUGAAUUGUACAAAUGUAAUAUUCAGGGAAAGAAGCUGGAAUGGGAAAGUUCCCUGACCCCCCCCUUGCAGGACAUGUGAUGGAGUGUGGCUUGUUUCUUCAACCACUAUGAAAGCUCAAACCCCUUAUGGAAGGAGGGGCAUGCCCAUGGUCAGAUCCAUGAGCCAGGGCAAGCACUUUUGGGCUCUGGCCCCACAGUAGCAUCUAGGGGUAGGUGCUCAUCACUCCUGAAACUCGAGUGGGUGUGUGUUACAGUGUGCUUUUUUAGCUUUGUCAUCCAUGUAUGGCUUAAGUGUUAAACAGCUCAGUGGACUCUCUGGUUUUUUUGCAAGGGCAGAGGGUCAGUGUGAUAGCUUUCUGUAUUCUGCGUUCUUGUCCAGUAUCCAGAAAAAAUCAGGUCACACACAGACUUGAAGUAUCGUGGAUGCCAGGGUUUUAUUGAGUAGUGGAGGUGGCUCUUAAUGAGAUGGAUGGGAGCUGGAAAGGGGAUGGAUUGGGAAGAUGAUCUUGCCCUGGUGUUUGGCUGUCCAGUGGCUGAUCUCCUCUCCAACGCUCCCCAGUCAAACUCUUCUGGACUUUCAGAUGCUCCUUCCAGGCUUGAGGGUGGGGCCUUUGCCAGGGAACCACCCUCUUCUUCCACACUGUUUCCCUGUCUCCUGUCCAUAUCAAAGCUACACAACUGAAAAAUACAUAUUGUAUGAUUCCAUUCAUAGGAAAUUCAAAAACAGACAAACUGAGCCAUGGGUAUUAGAAGUCAUCAGGGUCACUUGUAGGGAGAAGAGAGUGUAAUGAUCAAAAGGAGGAAGGGGAGCUUUUACCUCUUGACCCAGGUGGUGGUUGUGGCUCACUGUGGGAUUAUUCAUUGAACCACACAGUUAUGAUUUGUGCAUUUUUCUAUGUUUAUAUUAUACUUUACUAUUAAUAAGAAUAAAAAGAAUAAUUAGUAUAAUUAGUAAGAAUAAUUAGUAUAAUUUUUAGUCUAAAAUAGUUUGCUUUUUCUGAUAUUUUAAUGUUUCUGUAUCUUUCUUCCUUUUUUAUAGUUUAUGUAAGCUUUCUAUAGAAUGAGACUAUAUUUAACUGGAAUAGCAGCUCAGUAACACCAUGAAUAAUUAUGGGUAGCCUGGUGAUUUGAAAAAAAGUGUUGCCUUCCUGGGAAGCCUAAUUUACCCACAAGAAUGACCCAGUCAACCAAAGAGUUUUGAUUAUUUCCUCCCAAUGUUUUUAAAAUAGCAUUUUACCAUCACAUCUGUUCAAAAGUCCAUUUACCACCCAUAUCACUGUUUUAUCACAGUAUUUUUCAUUAACUGAAAUGUCACAAUUAACACACCCUGAAAAUUCUGGGAAAUAAAUCUAGUCAACUAAAGAUCCUGUCAACUUGCUCCAGUUCUUUAUUUUCUCAUGCAACCAGCCAACACUGGAGGAAACUGAAUUGUCAUUCACUUCACAGAGCCUUCUUUUUAGCAUAUCAUUUUUUUAUUUGACUCUUGAACAGAAAGGUAUAACCAAACUUUGAAAAGAAAAUGGAAAUCAGUACGUAAAUAAGGUAUGUGAUAAUCUGACACAAUAAUGAAAAUGAUACCCUGUAGUUAUUCUUUACAAAAGCCCAGAGAGCUACAUUAAAGCAUUAAAUUAAAUCCCACCUACUCUUUCUGCAACAUUAAAUCCCAUCAUUCCACAGAAAGAUUUAGAUGGUUGUAUUUUGUAUUCUAAUUUUAAGGCAAUUAUUUGCUAGUCAAAGUUAGAAAAGGCUGCAAAGUUUUUUGCUCUUGAUUUGGUAAUGACUUAGUUACAAAGCAUUUAACCUACAGUUGUCUUAUAACUAAAAGCUGUUAUGUAAAGUUGCUUGGGAAUGAACAUUUUUCUGUAAUUUUAAACAGUAAUAACUACUAACACUAUUACUAUGUGGUGAGUUUUACUCUGUGACACUGUGUGGAGAGCAUUUACAUAUUUCAUGUUACAGUUGACCCUUGAACAACAUGGGUUUGAGCUGUAUGGAUUCACUUACAGAUUAUGAUAAAGAUUUUUUCCAACCCAUUUUUCACAUACAGGGGUUCUGCAGGGCCAACUUGAGGAUUUUGGUAUAUGUGGGGAGGAGGAACUGAAACCUAAUCCCUGCUCCUACUGAGGGAUGACUGUAGUUUGUUUAAUCCCUGCCACAACCCAGUAGGGUCAGUUCUCUUAUUCCCAUAUUCAAGAUAUGGAAA
Molecule: messenger RNA, 27769 nt
Organism: Callithrix jacchus (white-tufted-ear marmoset)
Lineage: Eukaryota; Metazoa; Chordata; Mammalia; Primates; Cebidae
Gene: CFAP20DC
Product: CFAP20 domain containing
Source: RefSeq, a predicted model, not a curated record